Molecule: messenger RNA, 204 nt
Organism: Zychaea mexicana
Lineage: Eukaryota; Fungi; Mucoromycota; Mucoromycetes; Mucorales; Lichtheimiaceae
Exons: 1
Biological process (GO): regulation of transcription by RNA polymerase II
Cellular component (GO): nucleus
Molecular function (GO): RNA polymerase II cis-regulatory region sequence-specific DNA binding; DNA-binding transcription factor activity, RNA polymerase II-specific
Source: RefSeq, a predicted model, not a curated record
UGCUACUUGUGCACACGCGCCUUUGCCCGCAAACACGAUCUCCAACGACACAUCCGAGUCCACACCGGAGCAAAGCCCUACGCCUGCCUGUGCUGCAAAAAGGCGUUUGCACGCACCGAUGCGCUGAAGAGACACCUGCGCAUGGAGGAAGCAUGUCGCACAAGCCCCGAGAUCCAGGCCAUGAAGUGUGCCGGCAAGCGCCGU